Messenger RNA from Spirodela intermedia, 1163 nucleotides. Lineage: Eukaryota; Viridiplantae; Streptophyta; Magnoliopsida; Alismatales; Araceae. The record is from the annotation of a GenBank genome assembly.
AUGAGGGUGGAGGGGGAGAGGAGGUACGCGCUCCUAUUGGCCGCCAAGGACUCGGAUUACGUUAGGAAGGCGUACGGUGGCUACUUCAACGUCUUCGUUGAGGCCUUCGGAGAGGAAGGGGACCGGUGGGACCUGUUCCGGGUGGUCGACGGCGAGUUCCCCGACGCCAGCGAGCUCCGCAAGUACCACGGCUUCGUGGUCAGCGGCAGCCCCCACGACGCCUACGGCGACGACCUGUGGAUCCUCCGCCUGUGCUUCCUCCUGCAGACCCUCCACGCAAUGCGCAAGAGGGUCCUCGGGAUCUGCUUCGGCCACCAGGUACACGCCUCCUUGUCUGAGCCAUGGGAGGGGAGGGGAUCGUCUCUGAGCUCUCUCGCUUCCUUCCUUUCUCCAGCGACUUGUGCUGACGGCGAUGGGGGUGCCUGCGGCUUGCUAGGUUUUGUGCAGGGCACUGGGGGGCAGGGUCGGGAAAGCCAACCGCGGGUGGAACAUUGGGAUCAGGAAGGUGAAUAUGGUGGAGGAGAGAAAUCUAGCCAGGUUCUUCGGCGGUGGCCUCCGGGAGACCCCCACCUCUCCGUCUAUCAUCAAGAUCCACAGGGAUGAGGUCGUAGCCCCGAAAAUUUUCAUAUUUCUCGGUCUCUAAGCUUCGAAUCUAUGUACCCCCGGUUCUCGGCAAAUGCUCGGAUGGGAUUAUUUCUGUCUUCUCGUCCACCCUAGAUUAGCUUAUCGACUGAUUGCCAACCAGAGAAGCGCGUGAUUCCCCAUGGCCGCCUCCGCAGACGAGCUUAAUUAACCCAGAUCUUCACUGCUGGCAGGUGUGGGAGAUACCCAGCGAUGCUGAGGUGAUCGCCUCGUCUGAUCAGACCACGGUGGAGGCCUUCUGUGUGGGAGAUCAUCUGCUGGGCAUCCAGGGCCACCCGGAAUACACCAAGGACAUACUGUGCAGCCUCGUUGAUCGGCUUGCCAGCCAAAACUUCAUAGAGGUUAGGACAGACAGUACCCCCCCUCCUGAUCCAUCUCCUUCCACCAUUCUUCCUUCUCACAAGGAUUUGAUGUGUCUGCAGAGCGAGUUUGCAGAGGGUGUGAAGGCGAGCAUCGAGGCCACCGAGCCCGACAGACGAUUCUGGCAGAGCGCUUGCAGGAGCUUUCUCAAGGGGAGAUAG